AAAGAGACAGUGCACAUGCUCAGAAAUGCUGCACUUGUUCUCUUAGCAGUUUGCAGCGGCCAUUUCAAAGAAACCAUCACAAAGACAAGAGAAAGAUCAGUCAGAGAAGCACCCAUUCCCAAGAUGCUGGCACCCUGCCUUCUGAGGAGAGCCAUCCUUACAGUUCCUUUGGUAUUUUUGGUGGCACUACUUGUCUCAGAGCCUGUCAGAGCUGACCAGGAAGCAGGAACAGCCAUCCCAGCUGAAAGCCGCCCCUGUGUUGAUUGCCAUGCCUUUGAGUUCAUGCAGAGAGCUCUGCAGGAUUUAAAGAAGACAGCAUAUAAUCUAGACACAAGGACAGAAACUCUGCUUCUUCAGGUGGAAAAGAGAAAUCUGUGUGACUGCAUAGCUGCCAAUCUGCUGAACUGAACCCUGGAGACCCCUGAGGAGACUCACCUGUCCAGCAGUUUUUAAAAUGCAGCUGUAUAAAAUACAGCUUUAUGGAGUUCAUGUGGCAAGCAUGUAUGCCCCAAUGCUGAUGAAACUGGGGCCUGUGUCUGAUGUGUUUGUCUGUUCUGUAUCUUUUUUUAAAAAGGACCCUCUUUUCACAUCUCCUGGAUUGCCAGUAAGGGCUCAAUUCAGUAAAUCUGUUACUUGAUUUUAGGGUGGGGAGAGGGGAAAUGCACCUGCUUUGAUUUUUAAAUCAGAAUUUGCCAAGUGUAACCCCCAAAAAUAAUUUUGGAGAAAUUAUCCCUAGAGACAUGUUCAGCUGUUUUUUGUCUUCAAUAUGCACACAUGUCUGUGGCAACUUACCCAGUUACAUUGAGACAUGCCACUGUAGUCUCUGUAGCCUUUGCCUGUGUAUUAAAGAUGAUGAACUCCUUUCUGUUUGUUGUCUGUGCUGUGCCCACCUUCAGGCAUGUUGUAGUUCUGUCAGCUGUAAUGGGCUGUGUGUCAUGAGGAGUUACACAUCUGCUGUUCUUGGACCAAAGCAGUUUAUAUCUGUGCUGAGCCUCCUGUUAUCCUGCAGAAGAGUAUUAUUUUCUUUAAUUAAAAUGUUUGGGUUCUUCCCCUCCUUCCUUGGGUACCCCAUUCUAGUGAAUUUCUGAGUAGCUUUAUUUUAGCAGGUCAAAUGGCCAGAGUGAAAAGGAGAAUCAGAGUAUGAUUAGGCAGCCUGGCCAGUUCCAGCUGUGCCAAAUGCUGCCACCAGCAACUGCUCAGCAUCACACUCUGGAUGAAGGACAGCUCUGUGCAGUGCCAAGAAGUUUCUUCAUGAGUCUGUGCCUUAUUUUGCUUCAAGUGAAACACAGGAAUUAGGUCACAAAUAUUUGGUCCAUCCUGUGAUGGGCUAAACUCCAAAUGUUUUGGUUUUCUCUUGUAGCUGCUUUUGAAAACUGCUCCUUCUGUUUCAGGCAAGAAGAAAGACCUUUGUACCUGAAAACUGGGAUUGUUUCAUCCUCACCUCUCCCCCUUUAUUCUAAGAUUCUGUGUCCACUCAAGUCUGAAAUAGGCUGAGCACUGCCAGGAGGUGCUUGGAGUUCUGCUGUGCUUUAGAGCUGUCUCAAAUGAUUCCAGCAUUAAGACCUGGCUUGGGAAGGGGAUGGGACAUCUGAAGGUAAAAAUUUCUUCAGCUGAAUUUGGAAGAAAGUUCCUGCCUGUGGGUGUACUUAUAUAAAUAAAUUGCUGUGAUUUUGCUGGGAGUGGAUGAGAGAGGAAACCCAACUCCUGCUCUGCCCAUGCAGCUGCAGGAACGGUAACAGCAGCUGGGGGAGCACAACAGGGACCUGAGUGCCUUCCCAAACCUUCCAGAGCUGGGAACACCAAUCCCUGUGCACUGAGAAGCACUGCAUGCCCUUCUGUGUGUGACCAGCACACAGGCCAGCACAGAAGCCCAGUGUGAAUGGGACAGAGGAUUCUGGUGUUAUUUUUCCAAAUCCCCUCAGGGAGCAGCUGUGCUGUGUUUCUCACCCAGUCCAUUCACACAACAUGGGAGCCCUGGCACUGCCCAUUUUGGGCUGCUUGGCAAAGCCAGUCAGUGCAAGCCUCACCUGCAGCUCCCCUCCCAGAGGGUGGGAAGGGGCAGCGGUCCUUAUCCAAGGCAGAGCACUCUCAGGAUUUCUGGGAGCAAAGCCUCCUUUGGAGAGCUU
This is a messenger RNA of Melozone crissalis (California towhee), 2126 nucleotides long. Its product is annotated as neuropeptide-like protein C4orf48 homolog. The coding region runs from base 16 to 408 and encodes 130 amino acids. NCBI's taxonomy places the organism in Eukaryota, Metazoa, Chordata, Aves, Passeriformes, Passerellidae. The record is from RefSeq and is a predicted model, not a curated record. The transcript has 5 exons.